GUUUAUUGCAAGUGUUCGUUUGAAGUCACUUGUUUAAUUGUCGUUCGUCCGUCACAAUUUUUUGCCAGUCUUGGGCGGCCAAAUUCAAUGUCGUAGAAAAAAAACGUUAUGUACACUAGGACACUUCAACUGGUGACUAUCCUGGAGAUAAAAAAUGUAAUAACACUGUUUGCGUAAAUCUGACAUGUAUUGACGGGACAAACAAUAUUAGCUGACGUUUCGGUAUGAAUCGCCUCAAUCAGAGCCUCUGAUUAAAUGUGUUUCUUCCUUCAAUAAAUCGAUCAGAUUUACGCCGCAACCGAUUGCUCCUCGUUUUUAUUCUCCCGGAAAAUCUUCAAUAGAAGUGUUCUGGGGUUAAUUCAUUUUGGGGGGAUUUUAAAGUCCAUCGGUCAAGUACCAGCUGAUUCCCUUUUUGUUUCAACUGGGCAGGGCUGAAGCUGGGAACCCCCUGCAACUGGAUACUGACAUUUAUACGGCACCCUUUCCCCGAAUCGAGAACGAAGACGUUGUCGCAAGAGCAGUGUCUCAGGUAUGGAUUGGAUAGCUGUGUUCACAUCCUUGGAGGCAGUGUGUAAGGAAAACAUCACUGCUCUGUCUGGGCCUCCUGACUUGCCAUAUGGUGACGUGUCCAGGCGCUUGGUGACAUGCAUGAGAAAGAUUCAGGACCAUGGUCGUGCCCUGGAACCUGUGGUUUCUGGCAUCACUGCAGUCUACCACCACUAUGACUUUGACUCUGAUACCCCUGGGAAUGGGUAUCGCACACUGGUCAAGGUGUUGCAGUCUUGCCUUCUGCACAUCAUCCACAACGGCCGCUACAUUGCCUCUAACUGCCACAGGGCCUUCUUCAGGGCCAACCACAAUGCCUCAGAGAUGGAAGCCUAUGGCAGUGUCCUGUGUCAGCUACGGGCCCUCCUCUACAUUGCCCAGGGAAUGCUCCACGACAACAGUCCCGGGCAGCUGUACGGAGAGCAGGACGGAGAGCUGGGCAGGUGGUUGGUGAGGGAGUAUGCCUCCAUGCACAAGGCCUGCUUCUACGGCCGCUGCCUGGGCUUUCAGUUCUCACCUUCCCUUCGUCCGAUCCUGCAGUCAUUAAUCAUAAGCAUGGUCUCGUUUGGAGAGAGCUACGAAAAACAGCAUUCCGGGUUAGGCAUGGCAGCAUUCUCCCUCCUUACCUCUGGGAAGUAUGUCAUCGAUCCAGAGCUGAGAGGAGAAGAAUAUGAGCGGAUCACCCAGAACUUGGACAUGAAGUUCUGGAAGUCCUUCUGGAACCUCACCGAAUCAGAGCUUGUAUCGGGCUUUGCCAGUUUAACCUCUACCCUAGUGCAGGUGAACCUCACCCUGACCAUACCCCCUGAACCGCUACUCCUCCCCCUGGUCUCAGACCCCCGUCUCUCUACCCCUGUGUCCCCGCCAGUGGCCCACUGGGGCCCUGGACCUGUCAACAUGCGCCUCAUCUCCUAUGAGCUUCGAGAAGGACAGGACAGUAAAGAGCUGCUAGCCUUCGCUCGUACAGAAGCUCCACCCAUUUCCCUGUCUUUAGUACCGUUUGGUGCCCAGAAGCGACCUCCUUCCCCCUGGCUGUUGAUCCACUUCCAUGGAGGAGGCUUCGUGUCCCAGACCUCCAAAUCCCAUGAGAACUAUCUGAAGAGCUGGUCCAAGGAUCUGAAUGUCCCCAUCCUGUCUGUGGAUUACUCCUUGGCACCUGAGGCCCCCUUUCCCAGAGCCCUGGAGGAGUGCUUCUAUGCCUACUGUUGGGCCCUCAAGAACUGCCAUCUUCUGGGAUCCACUGCUGAGCGUGUGUGUCUGGCUGGGGACAGUGCUGGGGGGAACCUCUGCAUCACUGUGUCCAUGAGGGCCAUUGCCUGCGGUGUGCGCAUCCCUGAUGGAAUUAUGGCUGCAUAUCCUGCUACCCUGCUCACCAUUGAAGCCUCGCCCUCCCGCCUUCUCACCAGCUUUGACCUACUGCUGCCCUUAGGGGUGCUCUCCAAGUGUAUCAACGCCUACACAGGUGUAGACUCUGAGACGGUUCAGCUUACAGAGGGGAUCAGCACGUUGAGCGCUCUAGGUAGAGACACAGCCUCGCUGAUCAGUGACCUCUCACACGGGGCGUCCAAAUGGAUCCAGUCCUUCAUUCCCGCAGAGGUCCUAGGGUCAUGGUCAUCUUCUCACCAGAGGUCCUUGGACAAAAAGGCCCACCAGAGAUCAGUGUUGCCAUGUUCACCCGACUCCUCCUCAGGCCCCAGGGACUACCCAGAAGGCUUUGAGCCCCUGCGCUCCGAGCGCCUGUCUGUGAUCCAGCCGCCUAGCUGUCUCACCGUCAAGAACCCGUUUGUGUCACCCCUGCUAGCCUCUGACGACCUACUGCGUGGACUACCACAUGUACACAUAGUGGCCUCUGCACUGGAUGCUUUGCUGGAUGACUCUGUGAUGUUCGCCAGGAAACUGCAGAAUAUGGGCCAACCAGUGACCCUAAGGGUAGUAGAAGACCUCCCACAUGGCUUCCUUAGCCUAUCGGGAUACGCAGAGGAGAUAAAGGUGGCCUCCGACAUCUGCGUAGAACGAAUCAGGGAGGUCUUCCAGCAGACAACUCUGCCUUCCUGUACUCGCAAGUGACCAAUGUUUGAAAGGAAUAAUAAUGGGGCUGACCAUCUGCCUAAUAAAACCAAGGGGAAAACUAGUUGUUGUCCUAACGAAAGUGAAAGAUAACACCCUUGCCUUUCUUGCACUUUUCUGACUAGCACUGACUGAAUGCUGCUUUAUUUAGGAAAACAUUUUCUAAUUAUGAGUGAUAUUUGAAGUUACUGGUUAAAGAGCAUCUGCUGAGGGUGAUGUCAAUGUUCACAGUUUAGUGUUUUUUAGUCCAGGAAAGGGUCAUGUCAUUUGUAAUCAAUUAAAUGUCAUUGCUUAAGGUUUGAGAACAAUA
Messenger RNA from Oncorhynchus tshawytscha (Chinook salmon), 2923 nucleotides. Its product is annotated as hormone-sensitive lipase. Lineage: Eukaryota; Metazoa; Chordata; Actinopteri; Salmoniformes; Salmonidae. Gene Ontology annotation, biological process: cholesterol metabolic process; triglyceride catabolic process. Bases 532 to 2613 code for a protein of 693 amino acids. The transcript is spliced from 12 exons. The record is from RefSeq and is a predicted model, not a curated record. Gene Ontology annotation, molecular function: sterol ester esterase activity; triacylglycerol lipase activity. Gene Ontology annotation, cellular component: cytosol.